AUGAGUUCCAGAGACCCGAGACGCCCAGUGACGGGUACCGUAGAUACAGACGACGAUGUGGAGAUGCAGGAGGCACUGGACAACUCAAUACGAGACCUCCUGAGCGAUCCACUCUGGGAACCAGACCAGCUGAUCCUGGAGGCUGAGGCCACCAGCCUCUCCCUGGAUGAUGUCCUCGACCUCUGCGUCGCACCAGGGGACCCGCUGGGCGAUGGAGACGUCGAACCAGACGGCAGAUUUGGGAGUUACCGCAACCCGAGCCCGCCACGGCAGCGACCCCCUGCUGACGCCGCAGCACCAACUACUGCCAGCGAUGCAACGAGCGGGACAUCAAGCGGCACCAUCCCAGGCAGUUCGGGCGGAUCCUCACGCGACGCCUUGCUACCCGGAUCCAGCGGAUCCUCUGGCGACGCGCUGCUUCCCAGCUCGGGUGAUUCAUCUGGCGACGUGCUGCUACCCAGCUCGGGUGAUUCCUCCGCCGAGGUCACACUGCCCAGCAGGUCUGACAGGGACGCCAUGCUGCCCUCCAUCAGGGAAGUGGCCAGGACGAACGCUGAGAUGCCCAACCCACCGCCACGAUACGAGGACAUCUCCAGUGCCGACGAGACGGAAACCACGGCCCGGUCGUUCGCCACAGCGCGUUCCGAAACAAGAACCCGACUGUCCAGCGCCACCACGGAGGAGAUAAUAGAAGUCUCGGAUUCCGACGAUCGUAGCACGCCCCUGUGGAGGGAGGUAACACCAAGGCCAGAGACGCCACCUCCAUCAUACCAGGAACUGUUCGGGCCAGGCCCCUAUGACAGCCCCCGCACCAUGGCCAAGAAACACCUGCCAGCAGCAACUGCACCACAGCCGAGCUCCAACAACACCCGGCGACUCAGCGGUGAGCUGCUCCGAGAUGGUCCCAGCACAUCCAGCCAAGCAGCUAGGGCACGGGCAACUGCACCACAGCCGAGCUCCAACAACACCCGGCGACUCAGCGACGAGGUGCUCCUGGAUGGCCCCAGCACGUCCAGCCAAGCAGCCAGGGCACGGGCGACUGCAUCACAGCCUAGCUCCAACAACACCCGGCGACUCAGCGACGAGGUGCUCCUGGAUGGCCCCAGCACGUCCAGCCAAGCCGCCAGGGCACGGGCGACUGCAUCACAGCCGAGCUCCAACAACACCCGGCGACUCAGCGACGAGGUGCUCCUGGAUGGCCCCAGCACGUCCAGCCAAGCCGCCAGGGCACGGGCGACUGCAUCACAGCCGAGCUCCAACAACACCCGGCGACUCAGCGACGAGGUGCUCCUGGAUGGCCCCAGCACGUCCAGCCAAGCCGCCAGGGCACGGGCGACUGCAUCACAGCCGAGCUCCAACAACACCCGGCGACUCAGCGACGAGGUGCUCCUGGAUGGCCCCAGCACGUCCAGCCAAGCCGCCAGGGCACGGGCGACUGCAUCACAGCCGAGCUCCAACAACACCCGGCGACUCAGCGACGAGGUGCUCCUGGAUGGCCCCAGCACGUCCAGCCAAGCAGCUAGGGCACGGGCAACUGCACCACAGCCGAGCUCCAACAACACCCGGCGACUCAGCGACGAGGUGCUCCUGGAUGGCCCCAGCACGUCCAGCCAAGCCGCCAGGGCACGGGCGACUGCAUCACAGCCGAGCUCCAAAAACACCCGGCGACUCAGCGACGAGGUGCUCCUGGAUGGCCCCAGCACGUCCAGCCAAGCCGCCAGGGCACGGGCGACUGCAUCACAGCCGAGCUCCAACAACACCCGGCGACUCAGCGACGAGGUGCUCCUGGAUAGCCCCAGCACAUCCAGCCAAGCAGCCAGGGCACGGGCAGCCCUACAGCAGCAGAACCGCGACAACAACCGGGCACCCAGCAUCAACACCGGCUUCGCGCUACCACAGCCGGCAGCAAAGAGGAGACGCCGACCCAAUGGGAACAGGGCCAGGAUCAGCCGGCAACGACUGGAGGCAGGUCCUCAAAACAGGGAGGAGAUCCCAUGCGGAGCGGUCCGAGAGGUUGAACACACGGGACGCCCUAACCAACGACGCCGAGCCGCACGAUCAAGGGGAAGUUCCUCCACGGACAGCUCCCCUGAACCAACCCCGAGAUCCGGACCCGUGGAACAAUCAAGACCCUCCAUGGUAGUAGCCCCGGCCCAGUGGCGAGUGGAGACGGCUGGACGGGAAAUCCCAGUAACCCUAGGCACCUGGAUAGAGGGAGAGCUGGGAUUACCGAGAAACAGGGAUAUACGACGCCAGGAGAAGAUCGACGGCAGGCCGUACAGAGUCCAUCUCUCCAGGAGUGGGCGCGUCACCAUCUUCUCACCCACCCCAAAGUAA
Molecule: messenger RNA, 2337 nt
Organism: Drosophila kikkawai
Lineage: Eukaryota; Metazoa; Arthropoda; Insecta; Diptera; Drosophilidae
Product: serine-rich adhesin for platelets-like
Source: RefSeq, a predicted model, not a curated record